AUGGUUUCAGUUCCACCACUUCGUCCGCGCCGAUUUCCUACAUCAGGAUUUGUGACAUUGGACACCUCAGAGAAGAUAAAGGAGGAAAGACUUUCCUUCUACGUGGUAGAGAGAUACUAUCCGGUUUAUAUUGGAGAAAUGUUUAUACUUAUUUCUGAGCACCUGAAGAACUGUGGUGAACAUCCUGGCAAGAAACUAGUCCGCUUAGUCCUAGAUUCAUUUGAGGUUGUCGGUGCCCAUGGGAAGCACACAUGUUUGAUUUAUCAGCCCCUUGGCCUGAGCUUUACUGAAUUCUGUGAUGUGCUUCCUGAUAAAACGUUCCCAAAGGACCUUGUGCAAAGGAGUAUCCAACUCAUCUUGAUUUCGUUAGCGUUUAUGCAUGAGAAUAGCGUUGUCCACACAGAUAUAAUCGAGAAUGAGAUAAGAAGACCGAUUGCUAGAAAGGUCCCAGCUGAUUGUACUGUUUACGUCUCUCGACCAAUACCUGUUACCACAGGCUUGCCUGUAAUUACUGGCUUUGGGGAGGCUAGAGUGGGAAACGGGAAAUACAAGCUUGGGAGAUUGAUCUUAAACAUGCACUGGGGUUCUAAGGUUGAUGCCUGGUCAAUCGGUGCCAUCGCUUGGGAUUUAAAUAAUCAUCAACUGAGUGACAAGCAGCACAUAGCAGAAAUGCAAUUGUUAUCCAUAAAAGAGCGACAAUAUUCCGGAGAAGAUAAAAUUCUCUUUUUAAAUUUCUUGCAAAGAAUAUUCAGUUGGCUGUCAGAUGAGCGGCCGACAGCAGAGGAGAUUGCGCAUGAUGACUUUUUAAUGCAGCCAAUGCUGCAAUCUAGAGUCUGUCCGUGA
Aspergillus alliaceus is the source of this 843-nucleotide messenger RNA. RefSeq names its product putative serine/threonine protein kinase. Gene Ontology annotation, molecular function: protein kinase activity; ATP binding. The transcript has 8 exons. The coding region runs from base 1 to 843 and encodes 280 amino acids. The record is from RefSeq and is a predicted model, not a curated record. Lineage: Eukaryota; Fungi; Ascomycota; Eurotiomycetes; Eurotiales; Aspergillaceae. Gene Ontology annotation, biological process: protein phosphorylation.